Molecule: messenger RNA, 4223 nt
Organism: Astyanax mexicanus (Mexican tetra)
Lineage: Eukaryota; Metazoa; Chordata; Actinopteri; Characiformes; Acestrorhamphidae
Gene: btbd2a
Product: BTB (POZ) domain containing 2a
Exons: 9
Coding region: 1094-2884 (596 amino acids)
Biological process (GO): neurogenesis
Cellular component (GO): P-body; cytosol
Molecular function (GO): protein binding
Source: RefSeq, a predicted model, not a curated record
CAGUAAGCCUGUGGUUCUCACCUUAACAGUAUAAUUACUCUGUACACGUGCUGUUGGGCGUUUAGUUUUACCCUUUAAAUAACCUUUCUGGAAACAAGUGAACGUUAAGUGUGCUUUUGGACGUUUGACCUGAACCUUAGCUAGCUAAAUCGUAAAUAUGAUUCUAUGCUAAGUCCCAUUAAUACAGUCUUCAACUAACUGCGUUAUUUAAGCUACAUGAUUGUUUGUUUGGAGCUGUGAUUCUUGUGUGCUUGUUCCUUUGGUUGUUGCCUUUCUUUUUCAAAACUUCAGUUUUGAAAGUCACGUGUAAACAACACCUUUUGGCUGUUCUUUCUCUUUUUGCACUCUUUUUCUUUCUGCACUGAUACUUGCUUUGCUGUGACUUUUUUUAAUGAAACGCUUUGUUUUCAAAUGUUUAAUGAAUGCAGGUAUUAAUAGUGACCACUGUGUUUAAUGUUUAAUAAUAAGACUAGAAUGCUUUAAGUACUGUUGUAGUUAGCUUGUUAGUUAUUUAACUAGCUUAGUUUCCUUGCACUUAAAAUAAACAUAUGAUAUUUAUGAUCUGCAGUAAGUAGUAGUGCUUAAGCCAUGCGUUACUAUUUGGCCACAGGCCACAGGCAAGACAAAAAGGGUAAUUAAGGAUUCAUGUAACCAGGGGAAGCUAGCUAGUUACAGAUGUCACUGUCCAUAAUAAAAGAGGGAAGUCAAGGGUGAACUAAACUAACUAGUUAACUAGGUUAGCCAGGAAGCAAGACAAAAUAUCGUAUAUAAGCUGUAUAAUCAUUUAUAUAUGUUUAUCACCAUGUUGACAUGUAAACCUGAAUGCUAAUAGAAGCUGUACUGAUCGCGUACAGUACUGUUGUACGUUCUGUCUACAUAACAAGCUAACAUAACCUAGCUACAUAAAUUGGGGGCGGCUGCAACUGUAAACAAAGCAGGGCGAAACAAAAAGGGUCCAAAAUGUGCAAACACACAAAGGCACCCUGAACAUUUCAGCUGUCACGGAAGAUGUUGAGGUCCUGGCCACCUAAAGCCCCAUCUCUCCACCCUCUCUCGGGGAAAGACCAGUCACUUUUGGCCAGCAUUUCUGGCUAUGCGCUGUUGUGCAUGUUUAUUCCAGCAAAGUCUGCAGUGCUCUCCAUCCAAGAUGGCUGCGGGUGAGAGCAACAGCCGAUCCUCUUGUCUGAACCUGUCUAACCCGGGCCCGCUGGGCAACGCCCAAGCGAACAGUGGAGUCCACUCGGCCCCGGCGGGCAACGCGGCGUCUGCGUCCGCCGCCGGAAGGCUGAACAGGACCACAGGGAGCACGAACCCCCAGCCAGGCCUGGACAGCGACGUCGUGGUAAGGGCCACACCGAACACGGAGCACCAAUCUCGGCAAGCGGCCAGCCAAAGUGCCGCUGCGGCGGCCCCUGCGUCGUCUGCGGCUGCUGGAGCGGGAGCAAGCGGAGAGGCUCCGGGAAGCUCCGCGUCCAACAUGACCGCGGCUUCGUCGGCUUGCUCGGCGGACACGGCCGCCAUCUCCUCCUCCUCGUCGUCGCUGCCCGGCAGCCCGGCCUCCGUGCUGGUCUACCGAGAGCCCGUUUACAACUGGCAGGCGACGAAAAGCACGGUGAAAGAAAGGUUCGCGUUUCUGUUUAACAACGAGGUGCUAAGCGACGUCCAUUUUUUGGUGGGGAAGGGGAUGGGAGUGCAGCGCAUUCCUGCACACAGAUUUGCUCUCGCCGUUGGGAGCGCUGUAUUCGACGCCAUGUUCAACGGAGGCAUGGCCACAACAUCAACAGAAAUUGAGCUGCCAGAUGUGGAACCGGCUGCCUUUUUGGCUCUCCUCAAGUUUCUAUACUCUGAUGAGGUUCAGAUUGGACCAGAGACAGUGAUGACUACAUUAUACACUGCGAAAAAGUAUGCUGUGCCUGCACUUGAGGCACACUGUGUGGAGUUCCUGAAGAAAAACCUGCGUGCUGAUAACGCUUUUAUGUUGCUUACCCAGGCACGGCUGUUUGAUGAGCCACAGCUUGCCAGCCUCUGCCUGGAGAAUAUAGACAAGAACACUGCAGAUGCUCUUGCUGCUGAGGGCUUCACCGACGUUGACCUUGACACUCUGGUGGCUGUGCUGGAGAGGGACACGCUAGGGGUGCGAGAGGUGCGCUUGUUUGGGGCUGCAGUGCGUUGGGCUGAGGCAGAGACCCAACGACAGCAACUACAACCCACCCCAGAGAACAAGCGGCGGGUGUUGGGCAAAGCCCUCGGCCUCAUCCGGUUUCCACUGAUGACCAUAGAAGAGUUUGCUGCAGGUCCAGCUCAAUCGGGUAUUCUCACAGACCGGGAGGUGGUCAGCCUCUUCCUACACUUUACCGUUAACCCCAAACCUCAUGUGGAAUUUAUUGACCGACCGCGCUGCUGUCUACGGGGGAAGGAGUGCAGCAUCACACGCUUUGGCCAGGUGGAGAGCCGCUGGGGAUAUAGCGGCACCAGUGAUCGCAUACGGUUUUCUGUGAAUCGCAGAAUAUUUGUGGUGGGAUUUGGGCUCUAUGGCUCCAUACAUGGUCCAACCGACUAUCAGGUCAACAUUCAGAUUAUCCACACAGACAGCAACACAGUCCUGGGACAGAAUGACACAGGCUUCAGCUGUGAUGGGACAGCAAAUACCUUCAGAGUGAUGUUCAAGGAACCUGUGGAGAUCCUUCCCAGUGUCAACUACAUUGCUUGUGCAACGCUUAAGGGACCCGAUUCCCACUAUGGUACCAAGGGCAUGCGCAAAGUCACUCAUGAAGCCCCAGCCACUGGCACCAAGACCUGCUUCACAUUUUGUUAUGCUGCUGGAAACAACAAUGGCACUUCUGUAGAAGACGGACAAAUUCCAGAGGUCAUAUUUUACACAUAAUGAUGGCCCUCCAUUAGUUUGAAUUUUGUGGACUUCUUCUGAACAUGUCAUUAUUAAGUCUAUGAACUUCACUGAUCAAGCUGAAGUAUAAUCUUUUUUUUUUUGCCAUAUGGUCAAAGCAUGAUCUAUCAAUCUAUAGUACCCAGUUGUGCUUUGGGUACAGGUUUGUUUUCUACAUGUGUAGCACCUCAUAACAGAAGCCUAAUUUUUAAACAGCUUUUGACCACUGAUAAAAAAAACAAACAAAAGAGAACCCAACAGGUGUCGGUAAUUACUCAAUAGAUCAGGCAUGACCAUUGCAAAAAUGUUACAUUUUCUUUUCAUAGUAAAACCAUUUAGUUUGUGUUGCCACUUAGUUCUGAACUGGGUCCACCUUUUGACUGAUUGGUAAAAUGCUCAUCACUUCUACAAGUUGCACUGAUGCACUUUCGACCCAGACACAACUGAAAAUUGUAAAAGAUUGUUGUGGAGGGACAUAAAAAUACACUACAAUGGUGAGGAACAGACUGUUACAUUUUCAGACAUAAAAUUAACAAAAGUUGGUGAUGUUUACAAUGAAUACGGUUCAACCAUAGUUGCUUUGUAAAUCAAAUUUAUGAGUACUUGUAUUCUAAAUGUCAUUGAAGAGACUGUUAAAGCAUUUGAUGAAGUACUGAUCCUUUACCAGUUUGGCUUACAUUUAAUAUUGACAUUAAAUUAAAAAUUGUAAUUGGAGGUUUUACAGAACCUAUGAAUGUAAAUUGCCAAUCUGUAUAAUGCAAGUUCAUUUUCAUUGUACAAUUGUUGUAAAUAUGUCCAUGUCAUGUAUGUUCAAUUAAAGUCUGUGCACUUGGUUUAUAUAAGGUUUUCAAUCUGUUGGCAAACAGCUUACACUGGUACAACUAAAAAUGUCCAAAUGAUCCAAUUUUACAAUUAAAAGACACUGAAGGGAGAGAAGUUAAGUUUCCCCCUACAGCUGUGAAUCAGCAUAAAUUCAGUGCAAGUUUUUCUAACUCCCAUUGCUGGAGACACCAAACCCUGUGCAUUUUAGUGCACAGUGCUCAUUCAAUUAGUGAGCCCCACUAGCAAUUUUAGAGCUGCAGCUUGUGGUAAAGCAGGGAAAUGAGGACUACUGGUCUAGCCACAACACAGUAUGAUAGGCAUGUGAUACUACACAAGUCAUCCAAUGAAAAACAUGGAUCUCCAAACAAGCAACUUUACAGGAGAGAGGAAACCCUCAACUUUUCAGUGGAAGUUAGUAGUUUAAGGUUAUUCAAGAAUGAUUAAUUUAUCCCUUAUAUUGUGUAAGGGGAAGUGUAAAAAAAAAAAAAAAAAAAAAAAAAAAAAAAAAAAGCACAAA